Molecule: messenger RNA, 656 nt
Organism: Panicum hallii
Lineage: Eukaryota; Viridiplantae; Streptophyta; Magnoliopsida; Poales; Poaceae
Exons: 4
Coding region: 1-567 (188 amino acids)
Source: RefSeq, a predicted model, not a curated record
AUGGGGAAGACAAUAGAGUCUGACAAUGAAUAUGACCUAUCCUCUGACAUUGAUAACCAAUGUGACAGUGAUGAUGACUACGAUGAUGACCUAAAUGAUGAGGAUAAUACUGAGUCAUUUAAUGUACUUCACUCAUUAUCCUUAAUUGAUAAGAUGCAUGUUUCUCUUGGCAGACCUGAUGUCCCACUUCAAGCAGCGAAGCUGGCAUCAGAAACUGGUGUAGCUCUUAGAGACAAGCUGCCUAUCUACACAUCUUGGAAGCUUUAUGAAAAAGAUGGGGGGCCAGUAGAAGUACAAAAAGUGCUUGAUAAAGUGGCGAAUAGGUUGGAUGUGGAUGUUAAGAAUGAUGGACCAAGCAAAUCUGCAUGCACUGAUAUCAUUAAGAAGGGAGUAAAGCAGCAGAGGUAUCACCUAAAAAGGAAGUACUUCGACGAGUCCCUGGCAAUGGAACAGCUGUUGGCCAAAGAACCUCCACCUAAAAUGAAGAAAGAGGAGUGGAUCGAGCUCGUAAAGUACUGGUGUGACCCAAAGAAUCAGAUCCAUGGCCUGCAUCACUGCUUUUGUUAACAUGCAAUUAAACUGUGCCUGUGAAUUAGAAGUUUGUAUUGCAUUUGUGGUGCUGGAGAAAUCUGCGAAGAAUAAAGUAAACUGAUCCA